Messenger RNA from Procambarus clarkii (red swamp crayfish), 3983 nucleotides. The record is from RefSeq and is a predicted model, not a curated record. Lineage: Eukaryota; Metazoa; Arthropoda; Malacostraca; Decapoda; Cambaridae.
GAGGGGCGGGGAGUGAGGCGCCGCUGGUGUAGUCUCCUGGGCGCCUCACCCGCCGCGACACGCCCAGACCCGCGCCUCCCUCCUCUCACCCACAACAUCUCCAGAACAGUGAUACACAUUUUUUUUUAAAGAUGGAGACAGAGCUGCCAACGGAGUAUGAUGUGAUAGUGACUGGCACGGGACUAGUGGAGUGCAUAGUGGCAGCAGCCUCGGCACGCGUAGGAAAGAAAGUCUUGCACAUUGAUAAAAAUGAUUACUAUGGUGGCCAGUGGGCAUCAUUCACUUUGAAAGGACUUGAACAGUGGGUUGACGAACAUUCAGCAUCUCCGCAAGAAACUACAAAAGAAGAGCUUGAAUCCAAAGAAGGGGAGACGCUAGUGGCAACAUGUGAUCCUCGACGAGUCUACUCUAAAGUUAAACUAAGGUGGCAUGUGCAGAAAGCUGUGACACCCUCUGAAGAAACACCAAUUGAAGUACAUGGUGAGAGUGGUGGAAACCAGAGUUGUGGAGAAGGUGGUGAGACUACAGAUUUAAGUAAAGAAAAGGAAGGGUCAUCUGAAACUAAAGAUGAAGCCAAAGAACACAAGAAAUGGUCACAAGAUGAAAUGAGGAACCUCUCAAGGAAAUUUAAUUUAGAUCUAGCUCCCAAGCUGCUAUAUUCGCGUGGUGCUCUGGUUGAACUUCUCAUCUCUUCCAAUGUAGCAAGGUAUGCGGAGUUCAAAUGUAUCACUCGUGUGCUGACAUGGGUGGCAACGGAAGGAGACAAGGGCAACUUGCUGGUUGUCCCGUGCUCCCGCAGUGACGUCUUCACCACAGACACUGUCACCCUGGUUGAGAAGAGGCUUCUUAUGAAGUUUUUGGAGUUUUGUCACAGUUAUGAUGAACAUCCUGAGCAACUAGAAGAAUAUGCUGACAAGACAUUUGUCGAAUUCCUCAAGUCCCGCAAGCUCACCGACAAUCUAAUUCACUUUGUCACGGAGUCUAUCGCUAUGGUAUCUGGAGAAGUGUCGUGCAGAGAAGGACUAGAGAGCAUGAAACUGUUCCUCACCAGUCUGGGACGUUAUGGAACGACACCUUUCCUCUUCUCUAUGUACGGGUGUGGGGAACUUCCCCAGGCUUUCUGCAGAUUAUGUGCAGUAUUUGAAGGGACUUACAUCUUGCGACGGCCAGUGUUGUCUCUUGUCACUGACUCUGAAAACAAGUGCCUUGGUAUAGUGUCUGAGGGUCAGCGCUUGCAGUGUUCCCACCUGGUGAUGGACGCCUCGUGUGCACCUCACAAGUACACCGCCAUCGCCAGUUUAGCCGCUCAGAAGAGUAUAUCACGAAGCAUAUUUAUUACCGACAGGUCCAUCUUAUCAAGUGAUAAAGAACAAUUAACUCUACUGCGACUCCCUGCUAAAGAUGGCAACCCUCAGCCAAUCACCAUCAUUGAAGUUGGGUCUGGCUCUGGGAUUUGUCCAAAGAAUCUGUACUGUGUUCAUAUGACUUGUCACGGGUCUGAUGCCGAGGAGGACUUUAAGGUUGCUGUCAAACGGCUAUUUGGUAAUGGUGAAGACCCAGACAAACCAAGUAUUCUCAUGAGCUUGUACUUCAACUUGGCUGAUUUAUCUGGUUGUGAUUUGGUGAGUGGUGCCGCAAGCAACUUGCACCUCUGCUGUGGACCAGGUGCUGAGCUCGACUAUGAUUCUGCCAUUGACCAGGCACGGUGCAUUUUUUCACGAAUGUUUCCAGAGGAAGAGUUCUUGCCCCGUGCUCCUGAUCCAGAUGAAAUUGUGUUCGACAAUGCUGGAGCAGUACCCAAGGAAGGAGAUAUUUUCGAUAGCAAUACACCUGAUGGACAAGAUGGUGAUGUUAAGGGAAAUCCUCAGAGCGCAGGGAAGGAAACUUGUACGGACGGAGGAAAUACCUCGGCAGUAGACGAAUCUGUAGCAGCAAGUGAACUCAGCUGAGAGGGGAGGUCAGGAGCUUGAAGACAACACAUGUAAGAUUUAAUUUUGUUUCAAACACUUUAGCACCGAUUGUCAGAUUUAAACUUAGCCUUUUAUCUGUUCCUCUACCUAGGCUGUGAGAAAAUAUCACAUUCCAUUGUCUUUGCAUCUUACGGAGUAGUAUGAGUAAGCAUUGUCAGUCUGUGAUUCCCAAAUAGUCAUCGGGAUUUUAAGCAUGCAAACUUUGUUUUGUAUGGUGUGUGUUUGUUUUCUUUUACAUGCAUUGUGUGCAUUUUGUUAUUACCAACUGCCUUGAAGCUGGAUGGUCAUAUUAUUGCAUUUAGCAUAAGAGGAUAUGAACAUUUUUAGCACUUUCCAUUUAAUCAAAGAACCACAUAACUGGGUCCGCAAAUCCCCUUUAUAUAGUCUACUGCAGACUUGACCAUCAGGCCAAAGAUAUGGUCGGCAUGUCAUCAUUUUGUGAGGAAGUGGUAUCUGCAUAUGCCAGCUCACUUAAAAUGUCUACUUCAAUAAGGGCUGAAAAUAACGUUUUAUAAGCUGUUUGGUUACAUUUGAUACUGAAUACCUAAUUUAUAAUUUACCAGAAAGGCCUCAAAGCCUUCCAAAUUCCCUAGACUUCAAAGAUGGAAAAAUAACACUAAUUAUAAGCCAUUAAGGUUGUUUUCCUUGCCACACUGUACAUUGGUGUCUAAUGGCGAAGUUUUGAUCAUAAAAGUGCCUAUAUAGUCGUGCAAUUAAACCGUUUCACUUGUCAACCAUCUUUACUUGGAUCAUCCUGGCCACAGCUGUACCUGGUGUUACAAAGUGACCAGUGUGCAAGAUACUAGUAUCUGAUCUUGUUUCCAAACAACAAAACUUGAAGUCAACUACAACUAAGAAUAGGAUAAAGGGAAUAUUACCUUCCUCCUCCUCCUCCCCAUAGUUAACAUGGGGGAAUUCUUAAUGCACAGUGAGACUUUAAAGCUUUAAAAAUAUUAUUAAUUUUAUACUUUAAGUUAUUUUGUAAUUUUAAUUUGUCCUUGCACUGGAAAAUUGGGAAAAGUUAAAUUGAACCAAAUGUUUGAGAGAACUGUUUUUGGCAAAUGUCAGCCCAAGCAUAUGUUUGAAGUAUUAAUAAUCUUAAAUGUUUGGAAGCCACCUUUCAAAAAAAUGUAAAUCACCUGGUUAUAUAAACUGUUGGUAUUCCUAUCCUGAGGUAGAAUGCCUUGUGGAAGAUUUGUAGUGCAUUAGUCCCUGUGACUGGUCUUCAUGUGAAGCUCCAGGUUCUCAAGAGGCUCUUCACUCUGCUCAGGGUUUUAGGUUGGAGUUACUUUAGCAAGUCAUGUGAAGUAAAAAAUUAGGAACCUUGAUGGCAGGUGAUGAGUCACAAUAACGUGGCUGAAGUAUGUUGACCAGACCACACACUAGAAGUUGAAGGGACGACCACGUUUUGGUCCAGAAUGGUCCUUGUUAUAACAAUCGACUUGAGAAUGGUCCAGGACGGACCGAAACGUCGUCGUCCCUUCAACUUCAAGUGUGUGGUCUGGUCAACCUUGAUGGCAUUUUUAUAGGUUCUGCAGUACAUGUUGCAGAGGUAAGAUCCAUGUAUAUUAUGUCAAGAGUUACUUGAUGAAGUGGUAUUUGUUUCAGAGUUGGUAGACAAUGAAGGAUUGUAAAACUGGUUUUAUAAAGAAUGUAGACCAAGUUUAGCAGGGAUGUAGUAACGUAAUUAUCUGAUGUGUGUUAGCACUAUCAAUACUGUGUGUAGUUAUUUGUGGCAGAACUGUUUCAAUGACACUUUCCAGACUUGAGAGGUAGCUGUGAUUACCACACCAUAAGGCAUUUUUUUCCAAACUACCAUUAUUGUUGCAUAAAAUGCACAUAGUUAAGUUCUGUAAUACCCUGUAUAGGUGAUCAUCACAAACUUUUCCUAUAUUGCACUGUAAGCUUCAUUGAGUAAAAUGUGUGCAGAUCAUUAAUGUACUCGGCAAUCACAGGAUUCCCUGUGAUGUACUUUUCAGUCAAAUAUAUAUAUAUAUAUAUUGAAAUGUUAAA